Molecule: messenger RNA, 1805 nt
Organism: Rhododendron vialii
Lineage: Eukaryota; Viridiplantae; Streptophyta; Magnoliopsida; Ericales; Ericaceae
Product: S-adenosylmethionine decarboxylase proenzyme 4
Exons: 1
Coding region: 179-1198 (339 amino acids)
Biological process (GO): spermine biosynthetic process; spermidine biosynthetic process
Cellular component (GO): cytosol
Molecular function (GO): adenosylmethionine decarboxylase activity
Source: RefSeq, a predicted model, not a curated record
CUCUCUCUCUCUCUCUCUCUCUCUCUCUACAUAUCCACACAUAUAUAUACACACACCCUCCUCCCUGUAGUUCAACAACUUCACAAAAUCCACCGCUUCCUCUCAUUAACCCCCAACAUUACUCCACCUCCUCCCAUCCAUCCACUUGGUUUCCUUUUUUUUUUAUAAAAACACCUCAAUGGCUGGCUUCGAAGGCUUCGAAAAGCGCCUGGAGCUGAACUUCUCCGGCGACGAUCCUGUAGCGGUCGCCGGAGGCCGGGUCGACCUCGGCCUCCGGCGGCUGGGGUUCGAGUCGCUGCAGAAAGUGCUCCACGCGGUGCAGUGCACCGUGGUGUCAGCGGUCGCCAACCACUACUUCGAUGCCUAUGUCUUGUCGGAAUCGAGCCUGUUCGUUUACCCCACCAAGAUCAUCAUAAAAACAUGUGGGACCACCCAGCUGUUGAAAUCCAUCCGUCCGUUGCUGGGCUACGCUGCCGAUAUGGGUCUGAUCCUCUGCGGGUGCAGGUACACCCGAGGCAGCUUCAUUUUUCCGAAUUCCCAACCUUACCCCCACACAAGCUUCAGGGAAGAGGUCAAUUACUUGGAAAAUAAGCUCCCGAACACACUUAUUUACAGAAAGGCCACUGUGAUGGAUUCGUCCGAUACCGAUCACCACCAAUGGCAUGCUUUCACUGCCAGCGAUGGGACCCACUUCGUUUCCGACGAGUUUUACACCGUUGAGGUUUGCAUGACGGAGCUGGACCCCGUUCUGGCAAGAAAAUUUUUCCGGCGACCCAAUUGCGAGUAUUCCGGCGAUAUGGAUGGGAAAGAGAUGACGGCAAUGACGGGGAUCGGUGAUAUAACCCCUAAUGCGAUUAUCUGCGAUUAUGGGUUUGACCCGUGCGGGUAUUCUAUGAACGGAGUUGAUAUGGAUAGGUACUCGACGAUCCACGUGACGCCGGAGGACGGGUUCAGCUACGCGAGUUUCGAGUGGGUCGGGCCGGGCUGCGACGGGCUCGGCGAGGUGUUGAAGAAGGUGGCGAAGGUUUUCCGGCCGGCGACCAUGUCGGUGGCCACGACGGGCGCCGGGCGGGAGGUGUGGACGCGUGUCAAGAGCGCGUUGGAGCCGAUGGGGUUGAAAUGCCGGAGCGUCGCGGCGGAUGACUUCCCGGCCGUAGGGAGUGUGGUAUUCCAAACGUUCGCGACUCGCCGGAAUUAGCCCAUAGCGGCGGCGGUGGUGGUGGGUACAUUAAAAUGGUCUAAAAAGAGGGGUGAGAUAGAGAGUUUAUUACUAGGAGAUUUAAUUAGCAAAUUUUUUUUUAAGGGUGAUCAUGAACCGGGAGUACUCAAACUCUUCUGUACCUCUUUCUUCGUAUUGUACCUCUCUUCCUCUCUUCCGAUGCAUUUUCAAUCAAUUUUUUUUUUUUUUUUUUGUGAAAUCAUUAAACUAGGGGAUCUUGAGGCAUAAUCAUAUGACUAAAAAUUCAUCGGAACAGAGGUACAUCAGAAAUUGGUAUAGAUGUUGAUGCAUGGAUGGGUGCAUGCAUGAUGUAUGGUGAGGUGAAUGCGUGGAGGUAAUUGUAGUGGAUGUGGGGUUGACUCGUGGACAAUGACUUUGGGUAUGUAAGCAUGGCAGCAUGCAUUGUAACAGGGAAGGGGGGUGGGUUUUUGGUUGGGUGUGGAUUUCACCAUGAUAGUGCACCCCACUUGGGUUUGUCACUCACGCCUAAAGGGAUUUUGAGGGUUUGUGUUUUUUACUAGUGGGAAUUAAGGGGGGGCAAAAAGUGUUCAUGUGGAAAUUAUAUGAACUUUCUAUCUCUUUCUCA